Molecule: messenger RNA, 716 nt
Organism: Drosophila obscura
Lineage: Eukaryota; Metazoa; Arthropoda; Insecta; Diptera; Drosophilidae
Product: thioredoxin-T
Exons: 3
Coding region: 112-615 (167 amino acids)
Molecular function (GO): protein-disulfide reductase activity
Source: RefSeq, a predicted model, not a curated record
AAGUCUUGGUUGUAUGCUUCAUUCUGUAGUUUGCCCCAGCCUGAAAUCAGUCGUUACUCGCUCCUCAACCGAAAAGGUUGUUUGAUUUUUCUUAAAUCAGCCCCACUAACGAUGGUGCAUCUGGUGCAGAGCAAGGAGGACCUCGAUCAGCAGGUCACCGAGGCAGGCGACAAGCUGAUCGUGAUCGACUUCUAUGCCAAUUGGUGUGGACCCUGCAAGAUAAUCAGCCCCAAGCUGGAGGAGCUGGCCCAGCAGUAUGCCGACCGGGCCGUCGUCCUCAAGGUGAACGUGGACGAGAACGAGGAGAUAACCAUCCAGUACAACGUGACCAGCAUGCCCACGUUCGUGUUUAUCAAGAACGGGGCCGUGGUCGAUGUUUUCGUUGGCUGCAACUCCGAAAAGCUGGCCAAGUCCAUGGAGAAGUAUGUGGCCUGCGACUGCGAGUUCGAGUACGACCAGAACAACAACGACCACGAGCCGUGCGAGGGGGAAAGCAUCAGCGACAGCAAUGUGUGCGCCCUCAGCUCAAACGAAUCGGAGGCCGCUGAUGCUGAGGAUGCAGCUGCCGCCACCACCACCAACGAUGGCGUCAUCGAGGCGAGCCAGGAGAACUGAAAACCCGUACACCAAAAGGUGCAGCAGCCUCAUACAACACAACAGAAGAGCACAACACCAAACAACAUUAUUGAUGCCUUCGACCAGUCAGGUCGUCCUGG